Molecule: messenger RNA, 657 nt
Organism: Acanthosepion pharaonis
Lineage: Eukaryota; Metazoa; Mollusca; Cephalopoda; Sepiida; Sepiidae
Source: the annotation of a GenBank genome assembly
AUGCUUCAGACAUAUUUCUCUCUUUUUGAGGCAAGAUUUCUUCACACAUAUUGCUCUCUUUCUGAAUCAAAAAUGCUUCAGACAUAUUUCUCUCGUUCCGACUCCUAUCUAUCUAUCUAUCUAUCUAUCUAUCUAUCUAUCUAUCUACCGCUUUUCAUAUCUAUCUAUAUACAUAUAUCCUUUUCAUAUCUAUCAAUCUAUCUAUCUAUCUAUAGAAAUAUUUUCGUGAGUGCCUCUUUUCAUAUCUAUCUAUCUAUCUAUCUAUCUAUCUAUCUAUCUAUCUAUCUUUUCAUGCAUAUCUAUAUUUGUACCUAUCGCUUUUCAUAUCUAUCUAUCGCAUUUCAUAUCUAUCUAUUGAUCGAUCGAUCGCUUUCCAUAUCUAUCUAUCUAUCUAUCUAUCUAUCUAUCUAUCUAUCUAUCUAUCUAUCUAUUGCUUUUCAUAUCCAUCCAUCUCUCACGCGUUCUCUGUAUCUAUCUAUCUAUCUAUCUAUCUAUCUAUCUAUCUAUCUAUCUCUUUUCAUAUCUCUAUAUAUAUAUACUUUUCAUAUCUAUCUAUCUAUCUAUAGAAAUAUUUUCCCAUCUCUCUUGCCCUCUCUCUAUUUGUCUAACUCUUUUCAUAUCUAUCUAUCUAUCUAUCUAUCUAUCUAUCUAUCAUGA